UCUUUUUCUCCCAAGUCUUUAACAUUUGCCUCGCAGACCCCAACUUCUCUGACUCUGCAGAAAAAAUGGCGUCUUUCUAAAACCCUAACCCUAACAUUAAAACCCUGAAUAAAGCUCAUCUCUUCCCUACACAAACCAUGAGCCAAGACGCCAUGAACAUUGAUCAAACAGCAAUCCAAACCCAAUCAAAAUCCCAAACCACAACAGGUUCUUUAUCAUCAUCACUAUCUAACCUUUCAGGCUCUUCUAGAACCAUUCCAUCAAACAAAGAUUUUCACUUUUACUACAAUUUCGAUGAAUUCAAGCUCCCAAUACAACAGAUUGCAAGAAGGUCACAAUCUUUACUCGAAUCAAUUGGCUCCUCUAAUAAUGGUCUUUUCAAGGAUAAAAAUCUUCCCUAUCCUAAUGACCCUGACAACGAUGAUGAUACUUAUGACUGGCUUGUCAAUGUAAAUGAUGAGAUCUUGGAACGUUUUGAUGCGUCUAUCGAUGAAUUUAAGAGUAUUCAAAAGAAACAAGAGGAAAAAGGUGGAGUCUUGGGAACUGAGAAUGAGAAUUCUGAGAGCGGGUUUCAAUUGGUUUAUGGGAAGAAAAAGAAAGGGCUAGUGAGUUCAGUGAGUGGGUCGCCGAGUGGCGGUUCAGUGAGUGAGUCUGGAGUUAAGGUGGCUGAUUUGAAGGCUAAAGGAGUUAAAGCUAAAGUUCCUUUUCAUAUACCUACUAUAAAGAAGCCUCAAGAGGAGUAUAAUAUAUUGGUUAAUAAUUCUAACCAGCCUUUUGAGCAUGUUUGGUUGCAGAGGAGUGAGGAUGGAUUGCGGUUCAUUCAUCCUCUGGAGAAGCUUUCUAUUUUGGAUUUUGUGGAUAAAAGUAUUGGGAAUGCUGAGCCUGUAUCACCACCCUCACUGGAGUGUACCCCAUUCAAGCUUGUAAAAGAAGUCAAAGAUUUGAAGGAGCUGGCAGCUAAGUUGCGUGCCGUAAAUGAAUUUGCGGUUGAUCUGGAACAUAAUCAGUACCGCUCUUUCCAAGGAUUAACGUGCCUGAUGCAAAUUUCUACGAGAACUGAGGAUUUCAUUAUUGAUACAUUAAAGCUUCGGAUACAUGUUGGCCCAUACCUUAGGGAAGUUUUCAAGGAUCCCACCAAGAGAAAGGUCAUGCAUGGAGCAGACAGGGAUAUUAUAUGGCUUCAGCGGGACUUUGGCAUAUAUGUAUGCAAUCUUUUCGACACUGGACAGGCCUCACGAGUAUUGAAGUUGGAGAGAAAUAGUUUGGAGCAUCUUUUGCGCCACUUCUGUGGAAUUACUGCCAACAAAGAAUACCAGAAUGCAGAUUGGAGAUUACGCCCUCUUACUGAUGAGAUGCUUAGAUAUGGCAGAGAAGAUACUCAUUAUCUGUUGUAUAUUUAUGACUUGAUGAGAAUCAUGUUGCUCUCGAUGCCGAAUGAAACUGAAAAUUCUAAUAGUCCUUUGGCGGAGGUCUACAAACGCAGUUAUGAUGUGUGCAUGCAAUUGUAUGAGAAGGAGCUUCUGACAGAAAGUUCAUAUCUGCACAUAUAUGGGUUGCAGACUGCUGGUUUCAACGCUCAGCAGCUUGCCAUUGUUGCAGGACUCUGUGAGUGGAGAGAUGUAAUUGCCCGUACAGAAGAUGAGAGUACAGGCUUUAUUUUGCCUAACAAAACUCUUCUUGAAAUUGCAAAACAGAUGCCUGUUACACCUCAGAAGUUACGUCGAGCAUUGAAGUCAAAGCACCCAUAUAUUGAGCGAAACCUUGGUUCAGUUGUUAAUGUCGUGAGGCAUGCUAUGCAAAAUGCCGCUGAAUUUGAAGCUGCUGCUCAACGUUUAAAGGAGGGAUGCAUAGAAACAGCCUCACAGGACAAUGUAGAAGUAAAUGACGAUAUGGACAUGGACACAAAUCUGGAGACUGCAGAAGCUGGAACUGAGACCAUUUGUGAUGGCAGUGCAGUAGAGGGCAGUGAGAAUGCCCUCCAAACAGAUUCUCCACAGCUCAAAAAGGAGCCCUUGAAGGCAGCACUUGCCAUAGAUGGUCAGGAACAUGCUUCAAAAUAUGGUGAAAAUGGUGUUGGAUCUAGUCAUUAUAUUCCGGAGCUUCGCAGAGACAGCCUACCCAUCUGUCCUUCAGCCUCGGGUACUGGAGCAACUGUUCAAGUUUUAAAGAAGCCAGCUGGUGCUUUUGGAGCACUGCUGGGAAAAAGUUCUGCAGGGAAGAGAAGAUUUGAUAUGGCCAAAAAGGACAAGGAUGAGAUCAAGUUGGAUAAGAUCAGAUCUUCAGUAAGCCUUCCCUUCCAUUCAUUUUUGGGCAGAAAAGAACCGGCAAAACCAGCUGCAGAAGAGCCCAAUCUGGUAACAGAAACUCCACGUCCUGAAGAAUCAUUUGCUGUCCCAGCUACCGGUUCCAGUCUAGAAGAUAUAAUACUGCUGGGUGACAAUUCGGAUGUAGUGGUACAAGAGAAUGUUGAUUCAGAUACGAAAGAUGUAAGCAAAUCAGUAGGGUGCGAGUCUGAAACAGAUGAGGAAGGAGAACCUGCAUCUCUCUCUGAUCUGUCAACAAGCUUCCAGAAGUGCUUCCAGUCAAAUAAUGAGAACAAAACAAAUGAAAACAACAUGCAGAAGUCUCAGGAUCCGACUGGCCUCUUACAACUGAAGCCAUUUGAUUAUGCUGCAGCAAGAAAAGAGGUCAUAUUUGGAGAAGAAUCAAAAGCAGCGAGUGGCGGCAAAGAUCAGAGCAGGAAUGAUGGUGUAAAAGAUAGGAGAAAGAAUUCUGUGGGCGGUGGAGUUGAGAAAGACGAUGGGACAAGAGAUUUUCCUCAAGGUAAAAGACGUCAGGCGUUUCCAGCCACUGGAAACCGAAGUGCAACUUUUCGAUGACUCUGUGGUAACUAUUAUGCUCUUGUAUAACAGAAAAAUGUUGCAGCAAUUUCAUUUAUUUUUUGUUUUUUUUUGAACCUCAGUUGUUAAAACAGUUAAAAAGAACAUAAAAGGAAAAGAGAGGAGAAAAAAAAAAAAGAAAAGAAAAAUCGAAAUUGAAAGAAA
Messenger RNA from Ricinus communis (castor bean), 3044 nucleotides. RefSeq names its product protein RRP6-like 2. Gene Ontology annotation, biological process: histone mRNA catabolic process; nuclear polyadenylation-dependent snoRNA catabolic process; poly(A)-dependent snoRNA 3'-end processing. Gene Ontology annotation, molecular function: nucleotide binding; nucleic acid binding; 3'-5'-RNA exonuclease activity. NCBI's taxonomy places the organism in Eukaryota, Viridiplantae, Streptophyta, Magnoliopsida, Malpighiales, Euphorbiaceae. Gene Ontology annotation, cellular component: nuclear exosome (RNase complex); nucleolus. The transcript has 14 exons. Bases 138 to 2879 code for a protein of 913 amino acids. The record is from RefSeq and is a predicted model, not a curated record.